Molecule: messenger RNA, 2145 nt
Organism: Acaulospora morrowiae
Lineage: Eukaryota; Fungi; Glomeromycota; Glomeromycetes; Diversisporales; Acaulosporaceae
Source: the annotation of a GenBank genome assembly
AUGUAUGACUUCAAUGCAUCAGCCAGUCAAGGCGUCUUAGAUUCGGGGCAAUUUCGUACUGUGAAUUACAGUUCAGCCUUUGAUCGAGAAAUGGCAAUUUGCAUUCGCGAUGAAUCGCUUUCCGCGGAUAGGAAUUCACCAUAUCACGGCUUAUUUAAUGACAUCUACCCAAUUCACCUAAAACCUCAUAUCGCAAAAUCGAACGUUUUCACACAUAGAAUGACUUACAAUACUCGACUUGACGCAUACUAUGAAAAUGAUGUGAGUGACAGGAUGUAUCUUGAAAAUUGGGAUCGAGGAGCUUAUGAUCAUAGAAACAUUGUUUAUGUACAAUCAUUUAGGACAAAAAGGCAUGUUUUAUUUGUCCUGCGUGAUUUAUCAGAUACAAGUCGUAUAAAUCAUUACAUUAAUUAUUAUGUCAACGAUCAGGUUCACAUGUUGACUGAUUCCGCGGCAACCAUAGAAUGGGACAUUGCUCCCCUAGGAAAUGACACCUCUCCAAAGUGGGAAAGAAUAAAAAUCCCAAGAGAACGAUUUAACGAUAAUUACGAUCCAAAAUUGAUCGGAACUUGGGUAUCUUUGUCUUACGUGCUGAAGGGAAACACUGGUUUCAUGUUACGAGUCAGUGAAAUAGAUUGGAAGAACACCCUAAUCUUUCCGCAAGCUCUUCAAGAUGAUGAAACAUUCCCUAUGGACGUUUAUCUUGAAUUAAGUCCUGAACCUAAGUCUCGACACUCGAUAAUAGGAAAGAAUAUCGUCUAUAACCCACAGCCUCAAAUAAACAUGGAUGGAUUGUUCAAUGAAAAAUACGUGUGUAGUGUGGUUCCACAUGGUACGAAACCCAUGGUGUUUUCGCACAGAAUGAGAUAUAAUACUCGAACCAAUUCCUAUUAUGAGAAUGAAUGCACUGACAAAAAAUUUUUGAAGAAAUGGGAUCGUGGUACCCUGAGGCAUGAAAACAUCACUUAUCAACCAGAACUUGAAAUUUAUAAUAGAAAAGUGUACUUGGCACGAGAUCCGAAUAAUGCUUCUUUACCAGCAAAUAUAUCCUGGAGGUUUAAUUAUCGCCCUGGAAGUUAUGUUAUCUCUUCAUUGACCCUAAAAUUGGAACACUCGUAUUGGUGCGAAUCGGGUAAAAUCGAAUGGUCUAUCCGCCCAUUACCUGCUCGUAAUAAUCCUCGACCCGAAUGGAAAACUUUACAUUUUGAACUUCAAGAUGGGAUGAAUCUACGACGCACCUUCAAAUACUCAGACCAGAGAAUAGAUGCGACAGAAUACGUGAAAAAUCAGUAUGGAUUUACCCUAAAAGUGCAGAUGAGUGGUGGCAUGUCAAAUAGAAUGUGGAAGGAAACCCAACUUUUUAGACAAGAUUUAGAUAAGACAGGGUCGUUAGAUGGAGAAGACGAAGAAACGUUCGGAAUGGAUGUCCAAGUAGAAUUGAUCCCUGAUAUAGCAUGUGGGCCAACGGUUGAAGAGACAGAGAUUAGGGAAAUUGUAAAAUUAGAAGAACUGAUGUGGAAUGAAUAUACAAUUGAAAAAGAAAAAAUGGAGAAUAGCGCGGGAUUCAAGAGUUUGGCGCGAAAUGACAAAACUGACUUUAAUAUAAUUUUCGAAGAACCUCGUCAUUUCAUAUGUUUCGGAGUACAUCGUAAGGUUCUUGUGUCGUUUUCAGAAUACUUCACUAUAUUAUUUCGCACGGGAAUGCGCGAAUCACAGUAUGGAUACAUGAAGUGGCCUCAUGAUUCCUUUAUGACACUUAAAAGGAUUAUAAAAUACAUGUACACCGGAGAAAUUGACGACAUCAAUACUUUGGACGAAUGGAUGGAAUUACUUGAAAGAGCAUCGUACCUAUUUAUCCAGAGAUUAGUUCAGUUGAGUGAGGAAUCUAUAAGAGUCUACGUGAAUGUACGAAACAUUGAGGAGAUUCAACAAAGGGCGGAGAGUCAUGGCGCAUGGCAACUCUUAAAUUUUUGCGAAAAACAUGAGAUAAAAGAGGAGGAAGACGAUGAUGAUUGGGUAGUAGUAAAUAUCGAAAAAAAAACAAAAGAGAAAACUAGAGUGAGAAUUCGAAGGAAAUUCCAUAAAUUAAUCAGAUUUUUUUAUGAGCUAAAAUUAGACAAGAAAUUUGUGCGGGAUAAAGUAUAA